AUGUUCGCCGCCAGAAGCUGUGCUGCCUCGACGCGGCAGGUGCUGCGCACCCAGGCUCCUCGCCGUUUCGGCUCAUCCCACGCCCACGCUGAGCCCGUGAACGAAGGCGUCGGUCGCAGCUUCUACAUCACCGCCGGUAGCAUUGUCUCCGCAUACCUCAUCUACCGCUUCACCAAGGCGCAAAAGGAAUCCGGCUCGGAGUCGUUCAUCUCCGACCUCAUUGCCAAGUGGUCGCCUUCCCAAGAGGCCUUUGAACAGCGUAACGCCAUUCACACCGCAAUUAUGGAGAAGGCCGCCGAGGACCGCCACCUGCUCCAAAGUGAAGGACCCCGCGAAUUCGUUCCCUUGAGACAGAAUGAUCUGUUCAACGUCGCCCCUAUCAUCAACCUUGCCCCCGGCUCCCAGGCUGACCUGAGCAAGGUCAUUGCCCACUACGAGCGCGAGAACCGGGAGACCGAGAAGGCCCGGGUUGCUCGGACACAGGUCUAA
Penicillium waksmanii is the source of this 489-nucleotide messenger RNA. RefSeq names its product putative NADH-ubiquinone oxidoreductase 178 kDa subunit. NCBI's taxonomy places the organism in Eukaryota, Fungi, Ascomycota, Eurotiomycetes, Eurotiales, Aspergillaceae. The transcript is spliced from 3 exons. The coding region runs from base 1 to 489 and encodes 162 amino acids. The record is from RefSeq and is a predicted model, not a curated record. Gene Ontology annotation, cellular component: mitochondrion.